Schizophyllum commune H4-8 is the source of this 363-nucleotide messenger RNA. RefSeq lists its product as uncharacterized. The record is from RefSeq and is a predicted model, not a curated record. The transcript is spliced from 2 exons. The coding region runs from base 161 to 343 and encodes 60 amino acids. NCBI's taxonomy places the organism in Eukaryota, Fungi, Basidiomycota, Agaricomycetes, Agaricales, Schizophyllaceae.
GGCAGCAAGCGCUCGUUCAUGUCGAAUUAUUUCUCGGAGUUGCAGACGAGGACCGGAAUCCGACAACAGACCGGUGGAAUGAACGCGAUUGCGGUGCAACGAACGCGAAUGCGGUGCGUGGCACGUGAAGGAGCCUUCGAAGGUGACGACCGCGCGCAACAUGCUUCCCGCCCAGAGCAUGGCGACUACCCAGUUCUUACCCCUCCGGCCGACUUGUCCACCGCCCCUCCAGCCGACUUGUACACCGCCCCUCCAGCCGACUUGUCCUUCGCCCCUCGCUUCGCGCAAAUUUCGUGUAUGCGGCCGCCUCCACCGCUGCCACCUCGAUGGCGCCGAGUCGUGAGCUCCAGACGCGGAUGCCGU